AAACAGAGAGAGUGAGAAUGUGAGAGCUUCUAAUGAGGCUAGGAUUAUGAUACUAUCAAGUGGUAAGUGAGGGUGGAGGGUUGGUUUAGCAGGCCCCAAACCACCAGUGUGCACAAACAUACACACACGGCUCACACACGCUCUGCCUCCUCUCCGAGAGCUUAUUCUUUGCUCUCUCUUGCUCGCUUUCAGAGUACUUAAUUUUCCAUCCUGGGCGUCUCUUGGUAAGUCUGUCCUUUCUGCACUUUGGUCUAUUUUUUUUUUAGCCAGUUCCAAUCAUCUAACACUGUGGGCCAGGAUCGAGCAGGCCUCAGGUGAGGAAGGGGAAAUCAUUUAAAAGCAUGUGAUGACCAAUCAGACAGAAGAGUCAGAAAGGGAAGUACAGAGGACCGGGUGCGACUGAAGGAGAGGGAGGGAACAGACCUGUGACCUCAUGUGACAUGUGACCUGGACUCCACCAAUGGAACGGUGGGUUGGGCGAGAGGCAGAAUCGCCGCGGGAGCUGUGACCAGACUUGAGACUGACAGUCCAUCACCACGCUGAUUACCACGACAAGAGCACACCUGAACCUCCAAAACCAGAAACCGACAGUGUCUACCGUACUGUCACAGGCUGUAGCUGCUGGAGUGGUUCAGAGGGCAGCGCUGGUGCAGGAUCUGGCCCUUGUGGACAUCACACAUGGCUUCGAACAGCAUCUUUGACUCUUUCUCUAACUACUCCACUUUACUCAGAGACCCGACCACCACCAGAAGGUUCACGCCGCCCUCCACGUCUUUCCCGUGCGGGAAGCUCGGCGUCGGCAGUGACGGCGGCGCGGGCGGCGCGAGCAGCAUGAGCGCGGCUGGUCCUCUGAGGUCGCGGCAUGCGGCGGACACGCGCUCCGUGGUGGACGUGCUGGCGGACCACGCCGGAGAGCUCGUGCGCACCGACAGUCCCAACUUUCUGUGCUCGGUUCUGCCUUCACACUGGCGCUGCAACAAAACUCUUCCCGUGGCCUUCAAGGUGGUGGCUCUCGGUGAUGUCCCCGACGGCACCCUGGUUACCGUCAUGGCCGGAAACGACGAGAAUUAUUCGGCUGAGUUGAGGAACGCGUCCGCCGUCAUGAAGAACCAAGUGGCCCGUUUCAACGACCUGAGAUUUGUCGGAAGAAGCGGCAGAGGAAAAAGUUUUACUCUGACAAUCACCGUGUUCACUGGACCACCCCAAGUGGCCACAUACCACCGCGCCAUCAAAGUCACAGUGGACGGCCCACGAGAGCCUAGACGUCACCGAGUGAAGCCUGAGGACUCUCAGAAGAUGCAGUUCAACGAUCGGCUGAGUGAGAUGGAGAGGUAUCAUCAGCGUGCCACCUUGAGAGUGGGCCCCGGCAACGGCACCGUCCGGCCCUCACACCAGGGCCAUUACGGCCCUACUACUGCCACCCAGAUACCAGGACUGUGGCCUGAGCAGAUGGACACUCCUCAAAUCAAACCCUGCAAAGUGGAGGAUGACAUCCGCUGGCCAAGUACGGAUCUGUUUCAGCAGCGCACCACGUUCCCAUCCCUGUCUCCUCUCACAACGACGCGGUUCUCCGACUCUCACAUGCAUUACCCCGGGCCCUUCACCUACUCCACCAACCCAUCCAGUGCAGGCAUCGGGGGUCUCAGCAUGACAGGUGUUCCUGCCUCUACGCGCUACACAACCUACCUGCCCCCACCAUACCCCGGAAACCAGAACCAGAGCUCGCACUUCCAGACCAACUCGUCCCCCUACCACCUGUACUACGGCACCGGCUCAGGCUCCUACCAGUUCUCCAUGGUUCCUGCAGGCGGCACCGCCGGGAGCACGGUCGGAGAGCGUUCGCCCACCCGCAUGCUGACUUCCUGCCCGGCGGCAGGCGCAGCUUCGGGGUCAGGAGGCGGAGCCGGCGGUCUGAUCGGCGGCAGCGACGGCGUGGAGGCCGACGGCAGCCACAGCAACUCGCCGAGUGCCAUGAGCACACCCGGACGAAUGGACGAGUCCGUCUGGAGGCCUUACUGAAGAAACGAGAGAACAACGACACAAGAGUUGCAUGUUCCAGUCAAAUUUGAAAAAUUUGCCAUCCAUUUUGAGUCGCUUUGAUUUUUCUCAGAGGCAGUAUCUUUCAGUGGUUUCAAUAUUGUACUAUGUAUUUCAUGAGGCUUUGUGUGCUUUAAGACUGAACUGAGCGGAGAAAGAACAGCAAGAAAUAAAAGCUCCUCUGGGAAAAACAAGCAUAGACUCUAAAAGACUGACGUUUAGUUUUAUUCUGUAAUGAGAGCAGCUGGAUGAUGAGGAUGAUGAUGAUGAUGAUGAUGAUGAUGAUAGCAGGAGUUCAAUGGCCAAGCGAAAAGAGGAAAAAAAAGACACUUCAGGAAGUUCAGAGAAUAACCUUUGACCUUUAGCCAGGUCUGGUGGUUAAAGAAAGCCUGAGGACAUGCUGUAUUGGGCCGAAGUGAUUGAUUUGACUUUUAUUUAUGGCCCCAAUCAGCUUUUACCUUUUGACGGUACAGCAUUGAUAUUCAGUGUACAAAAUGAAUGAUUUUUUUUUUUUAAUGUUUUCAUUUGUUUCCACCAAUCAUGAACAAUUUGUGUAUGAACAGUUUUUUUUUAUUAUUGUUACAGUAAUUAUUUUUUUUAAAUAUUGUUUCGAUUUUCUUUUUUGUUUCAAGCCAUUAUUUGUCUAAACUAAGAAAUGUGGUUUGGGUUUCUUUAAUUUAUUUGAGCCAGUUCUAUGAUUAUUCUCGAUGUUUCCAGGUUAGGAAAAAAAAAGCAUUUAUCUUUUUUUGUUUGUUUGUUGUUUUUUUUUUUGGUUUGUUUGAUGUUUAUAAUUUUUUUUCUUUUUCUUUGUUUUUUUUUCGUCGUUUCUAUGAUUUAAUAUAAGAUCGCAAGUCAUGCUACUGUAAUAUAUUAUUUCUAAAUUAUGAAAUAGGUACAAAUUUUAAAUGUAAUGUAUUUUUCCUAUGUAGCUCCAAUGCACUAAAACAUGCUACUUAAAAAAAAAAAAAAAAAAAAAGGACCCACCCGAAACGAAAUGCAGAGGAACCCUAUCCACGGAAAGUAAAAAAAAAAAAAAAAAAAACAAGUCCAAAGAGAUCAAAUUUCAUCGUAAUAACUUAUAAUCCAAUAUACUUCCAGGCACAAUGGCUCGCUUUCCUUUUGUUGCCCAAAGUGUUACAUUUUAUGAUGUCAUUCCAGCCUCGUAAAGAAUGAAGAACACACGUAGCUUUAAGCGCCUUCAUUAUCCGUCUUUCCUCGCAUCAAUGAGGUGACUGAAAUGGUAGAUGAUAACUACAUAUGAAACGGAUCGUCUCUCAUUAUUUCAAUGACAAAACCACGCACAAGCUCACACACUGGAGCUAAAGUGGCCAGAAAUCUGUCCCUCCCUUCCUUUCAGGUGUGUGUGUGUGUGUGUGUGUGUGAGAGAGAGAGAGAGAGUGUGUGUGUGUGCGUUG
Ictalurus furcatus (blue catfish) is the source of this 3452-nucleotide messenger RNA. RefSeq names its product RUNX family transcription factor 3 (gene runx3). Gene Ontology annotation, cellular component: nucleus. The record is from RefSeq and is a predicted model, not a curated record. The coding region runs from base 679 to 2019 and encodes 446 amino acids. NCBI's taxonomy places the organism in Eukaryota, Metazoa, Chordata, Actinopteri, Siluriformes, Ictaluridae. Gene Ontology annotation, biological process: hemopoiesis; regulation of cell differentiation; regulation of transcription by RNA polymerase II. Gene Ontology annotation, molecular function: DNA-binding transcription factor activity, RNA polymerase II-specific; RNA polymerase II cis-regulatory region sequence-specific DNA binding; ATP binding. The transcript has 8 exons.